Molecule: messenger RNA, 1097 nt
Organism: Castor canadensis (American beaver)
Lineage: Eukaryota; Metazoa; Chordata; Mammalia; Rodentia; Castoridae
Gene: Gnmt
Product: glycine N-methyltransferase
Biological process (GO): S-adenosylmethionine metabolic process; protein homotetramerization; one-carbon metabolic process
Cellular component (GO): cytosol
Molecular function (GO): S-adenosyl-L-methionine binding; glycine N-methyltransferase activity; identical protein binding
Source: RefSeq, a predicted model, not a curated record
AGCGCGGGGUUGUGCAGCCAGGCGCAGGGCAGGAUGGUGGACAGCGUGUACCGGACCCGCUCGCUGGGGGUGGCGGCCGAAGGGCUCCCAGACCAGUAUGCGGACGGGGAGGCGGCGCGCGUGUGGCAGCUCUACAUCGGGGACACCCGCAGCCGCACCGCCGAGUACAAGGCGUGGCUGCUCGGGCUGCUGCGCCAGCACGGCUGCCAGCGGGUGCUCGACGUGGCUUGUGGCACCGGGGUGGACUCCAUCAUGCUGGUAGAAGAGGGCUUCAGUGUGACGAGUGUGGAUGCCAGUGACAAGAUGCUGAAGUAUGCGCUUAAAGAGCGCUGGAACCGGCGGCAGGAGCCUGCCUUUGACAAGUGGGUCAUCGAAGAAGCCAACUGGAUGACUCUUGACAAAGAUGUGCCACAGCCAGUAGGUGGUGGCUUUGAUGCAGUCAUCUGCCUUGGAAACAGUUUUGCCCACUUGCCAGACUGCAAAGGUGACCAGAGUGAGCACAGGCUGGCGCUGAAGAACAUUGCGAACAUGGUGCGGCCAGGGGGCCUGCUGGUCAUUGAUCAUCGCAACUAUGAUCACAUCCUCAGCACCGGCUGUGCACCCCCGGGGAAGAACAUCUACUAUAAGAGUGAUUUGACCAAGGAUAUCACAACAUCGGUGCUGACAGUGAACAACAAAGCCCACAUGGUGACCCUGGACUACACGGUGCAGGUGCCAGAUGCUGGCCAGGAUGGCUCUCCUGGCUUAAGUAAAUUCCGGCUCUCUUACUAUCCACAUUGUCUUGUGUCCUUCACGGAGUUACUUCAAGCAGCCUUCGGGGGCAAGUGCCAGCACAGUGUCCUGGGUGACUUCAAGCCUUACAAGCCAGGCCAAGACUACAUUCCCUGCUACUUCAUCCACGUGCUCAAGAAGACAGGCUGAAUGUGGGUGCCUUCUGUUCCCACAAGCCCCUGCUCAGGCGCUGCCAGGCUGGGGAAGGGGGCUCUGUGGUUCUACCCAAGUCCAGUGCCCACUGCAAACACUGCAGAUGGGGUGCAGGGACAUGGGGUCAGGUAAAAGUUAGGGUCAACAAUAUAUUCUGUGCCUUUUCCAAUUCC